Coprinopsis cinerea okayama7#130 is the source of this 1113-nucleotide messenger RNA. RefSeq names its product eukaryotic translation initiation factor 2B subunit 2. The transcript is spliced from 7 exons. Gene Ontology annotation, biological process: translational initiation. The coding region runs from base 1 to 1113 and encodes 370 amino acids. Gene Ontology annotation, cellular component: eukaryotic translation initiation factor 2B complex. Lineage: Eukaryota; Fungi; Basidiomycota; Agaricomycetes; Agaricales; Psathyrellaceae. Gene Ontology annotation, molecular function: translation initiation factor activity; guanyl-nucleotide exchange factor activity. The record is from RefSeq and is a predicted model, not a curated record.
AUGUCUCCUGAGCGGGGUGCAUCCCAACAGCAUCGGUCUGUCGAAAUCCUCGCAGCCAAAUUGCGUCGGCGGCAAAUAGUUGGGUCAAGAAUAUCUGCACUCGAAACUCUGCUAGUUCUGCGCCAGGUCAUUGCUAGAUCCCGGUUCUCAAACUUUGACCAACUCGUUGAAAUCAUUCGUGGGGUUGGACGUACGCUCGUUGAAGCACAGCCCAAAGAGCAUUCUGUGGGCAACACAGUCAGAAAAGUACUUCAUCACAUCCGCGAAGAGUACCACACGGCAAUCGGCAGACAAAAUCAAGAUGCAUCCUCAGGAUUCUCGAUAUCCAAAUUUGUUCUUCAAGGACAACCAAGGAGACAGGCCCCAGCUCCUAAGACCGAGAUAAAGACCACCUUGAAGGAGGAUGAUCCAGACGAUCCCGAUUCGUUUGCCCGAGGAUUGAAGCCAGUGUUGAUGGAGGCUAUUCAAGACGUUUUGGAUGAACUCGAGACCGUUUACGAUAAUGUUUCGAAAAACGCAAGAGAUCACAUCCAUCCUGAUGAAAUCAUCCUUACGCUGGGGAGAUCAAAAACUGUCGAGACUUUCCUCAAAACGGCAGCACACAACCGGCAUUAUACCGUGAUCGUUGCAGAAUCAGCUCCCUCAUAUGACGGGCGAGAAAUGGCCAAAUCGCUGUCGGCAGUUGGCAUCUCCACUUUCCUGGUUCCAGAUUCUUCAAUAUUCAGUCUCAUGUCCAGAGUCAAUAAAGUCAUCCUUGGGGCACAUGUCAUCCUCGCCAACGGCGGCAUGUUCGCGCUCAGUGGCUCUUUAGUAGCCGCCACAGCGGCCAGAGCCCACAGCACCCCAGUUGUCGUUUGCGCAGGUCAAUUCAAACUUACACCCCUCUGGAACCUAUAUCACGAGCACGCUUCUCUUGAUUUUGGAAAUCCUACUGAAGUCCUGGGCUUCGAAGAGGGCGAUCUGGUGGAUAAAGUUGAUGUUGUCAAUCCCCAUUAUGACUAUGUCGACCCAGAACUCAUCGACGCCUACAUCACAAAUGAUGGCGAUCAUCCUCCGUCAUCAAUAUACCGACUUCUUAAAGAAACAUACGACGACGAAGACAACGAAUUGUAA